This is a messenger RNA of Brassica napus (rape), 5249 nucleotides long. RefSeq lists its product as uncharacterized. Bases 1 to 2538 code for a protein of 845 amino acids. The record is from RefSeq and is a predicted model, not a curated record. The transcript has a single exon. Lineage: Eukaryota; Viridiplantae; Streptophyta; Magnoliopsida; Brassicales; Brassicaceae.
AUGGAUACAAGAUCAACCACCGCCCUAAGCGACAUGAGCAAACAAAUCGACGAACUACGCUCAUCGCAAGUUCAACAAACGGAAGAGAUCCGCAAAGAACUCGGAGGCGAAAUCAACGCUCUUAAAGGAAUCAUAGAGAAGUUCUUCGCUGAUGCUCAACAUGUUACCCAGCGUGCAGGGAAACAAACCGAAGCUUCCUCUGAGAUCACCGAUGGAACACCUCAAACCAAAGACCCACCAGAUCGUCUCAAUCCAGCAAAUAGCUCGGCAAAGACAAUACCCACCAACAUCGACAACAACAACAACACACCCGUCCAUCAUAGCCUAUCGGCACGACUGACAAAAAUAGGUUUCCCGAUGUUCGACGGCUCUGAACUCAAGGAAUGGAUCUAUCGCUGUGAACAAUUCUUCUCAAUCGACAGCACUCCACCAGAACUAAAAGUCCGGCUUGCUUCACUUCACAUGACUAGCAAAGCUCUCCAAUGGCACCAUUCCUACAUUGCAAAUCGCUACAACCAGUUCCCUCUAUGGCCAGAAUACGUUGCUGCAAUCUCUGACCGCUUCAGCAAACUCUUUGAUGAUCCUUUAUCAGAGUUAGUUAGCUUAAAACAAGGGAACGACACUAUUGAUGAGUAUUUGGAUAAGUUUGAUUGUGCCAUGAACAGGAUCACGCUCACUCCGGCUCAUGCGUUAAGCAUAUUUUUGACAAAUAUGCACCAACACUUAGCUCUUCAUGUUCGCCAAUUCAAGGUCGAUACAGUCCCUGAAGCUGCAAAAAUAGCCAAGUUACACGAGCUCUCCUUGAUGCAUACACCUUCGCGAACAGCUCGCCCUUCGUCCAACGCACCUCAACGUUCAAAUUUUUCACAAACCAACAAGCAUCAAUACAACAACUCAACACCACCAACGACUACCAACCUCAACGAUCAAAACAAUAAACCCCUCAUCGCUAAUACCCCUCAGAAACGAAUUUCUUUUGAGGAGAUGCAAGAACGCAAGCGUAAAGGUUUAUGCAUGUUUUGUGAAGAGCCAUUCACACCAGGACAUCAACUCAAGCAUCGACGUGCAGAGUUCUUAUUCAUGGAGGCUGAAACAGAGUUCGAUGAAGAAAUUGCUUUAGAAGAACAGAUACGUGAAACAACACUCGUAGAUGAUCAAGACGACAAGGUGCCUACCAUCUCUGUACACGCCCUCAACGGCUGUCCAACGUUCAAUUGUAUGCGUCUAAUGGGACAAUACGGAAAACGAAAGCUGCACAUUUUAAUCGACCCGGGGAGUACUCACAACUUCCUCAAUAUACAAGUCGCUAAAGGCCUGGGUUGUUCACUGAUUCCAACCAAGCCGAUGUCUGUAGUUGCAGCAAGCGGAGAUUUGAUUACAAAAUACAAAUGCAACCCGUUAUCAUGGAAGAUGCAGGGAUAUGGGUUCAGCACUGAGAUACGAACUUUACCGUUGGGAUGUAGCGACCUAGUGCUCGGUGUUCAGUGGUUAUCUACAUUGGGACCAAUCCUCUGGGACUUUCUGAAUCUACGAAUGGAAUUUAAUUUCCAGGGUUUGAAACAUGUUCUGAGAGGAGUUUCACCCAACAGUGCCAAGGUAAUAAAUGGAAGCAGCCUCAACAAACUGAUGUUACAAGAGCCGCAACUCGCCCUUCUCCAUAUUCGCGAACUUGACAGCACGCUCGAGACACACCAAACGCUCGACCCUGCAACGCUAUUAUACCAUAUAGAAGCUAGUGGUGCAAACACAGAUGACAAUGAGCCAUUACAACAACUAUUGGCCUCUUUUGCUGACAUCUUUGAGGAACCAACUUCUUUACCACCGUACCGCGAAGGCUUCAACCACAAGAUCCCGUUAGAAGCAGGGGCAAAUCCGGUCAGUUUGAGACCUUACCGAUACUCCGCAGUACAAAAAGACGCGAUAGAUAAAAUGAUUCGUGAGAUGGUCGAUCAAGGCAUCAUUCAAUAUAGCUCCAGCCCUUAUGCAUCUCCCGUGGUACUCGUUAAGAAGAAAGACGGAUCUUGGAGAUUAUGCGUCUACUACAGAGGUUUAAACAAACAAACCAUCAAAGACAAGUAUCCAAUACCACUACUGGAAGACUUACUCGACGAGUUAGGAGGAUCUAAAUACUUCUCCAAACUGGAUCUGCGAGCUGGAUUCCAUCAACUUCGUAUGUCACCGGAAGACGUGCAUAAGACAGCUUUUAAGACACAUUCUGGCCAUUACGAGUACCUUGUCAUGCCGUUUGGUCUUACAAACGCUCCAUGCACGUUCCAAGGCCUUAUGAACCACGUCUUCGAGCCAAUACUUAGGAAGUUUCUGCUGGUUUUCUUCGACGACAUCCUUAUUUAUAGUAAAACCUGGGAAGAUCAUCUCCACCAUUUGGACAUGGUUUUUUCUAUAUUACGACAUCAGCAGCUGUAUCUCAAGAUGUCCAAAUGCACUUUUGGUGCCACAAGGAUCGAGUAUCUUGGCCACUUCAUAUCUAAUGAGGGCGUCAGCACCGACCCUGCCAAGAUAAAAGCUGUCGAGACAUGACCUGCUCCAAUCAACCAGAAACAAGUUCGCAGUUUCUUAGGUCUCGCCAACUACUAUCGCCGAUUUAUACAAGGAUACAGCAUUAUUGCUCGUCCUCUCACGAUUCUGCUUCGUAAAGACGGAUACACAUGGGGUUCAGACGAGUCCACAGCUUUCAAAUUACUCAAGGAAGCACUUACAUCAGCUCCCGUCCUCGCGCUGCCAGAUUUUUCUAAGACAUUUAUUGUCGAAACUGAUGCAUCAAACACUGGCAUAGGAGCAGUACUUAUGCAAGACAAUCAUCCCAUUUGCUAUAUCAGUCGGGCACUGGAAAAACGCCAUCAAGGGCUAUCAGUUUAUGAAAAGGAAUUACUAGCCGUCGUUCAUGCAGUACAAACAUGGAGCCCUUAUCUGGCUCACAACAAGUUUAUUAUUCGAACCGAUCAGAAGAGUCUCAAAUUUUUAUUGGAGCAGAAGAUCACUACCCCGUUUCAGAACAUGUGGCUAUCAAAAUUAAUGGGUUAUACCUUCGAAAUCCAGUAUAAACAAGGAAAAGAAAACAUCGCAGCUGAUGCACUUUCUCGAGUCUCCGGCUCUCAACUUCUUCAGCUUACACUUUCACAAAUCCACCAUGGUUUUUACGACGAACUUAAGCACCUCUGGACCACUGAUCCAACCCUUCAGAAAAUCAUCUCGGAACUGCAGAUUAAACCCUCGUCACACGCGUCUUACACCUUCAUCAAUGAUGAAUUACGACGUCGCGGCAAACUGGUGGUGGGUAAUGAUCCAUCGGUGAAACUUCAUAUAUUUAAAUGGUUACAUGACUCUGCCAUUGGAGGUCAUUCUGGUCGAGAUUCAACGUUGCAUCGUAUCAAAUCUCUCUUCUAUUGGCCUAAGAUGACUUUGGAGGUUCAAAAUUAUGUUCGCAACUGCUCUACUUGCCAAAGGAACAAGUACGAUCAAGCUGCUAAACCAGGGAUGCUUCAACCGCUUCCUGUACCUGCUGGGGUUUGGGAAUCAAUCAGUCUUGACUUCAUCGAAGGGCUACCUCCCUCGGCGGGUAAACACUGUAUUUUGGUUGUCAUCGAUAGGUUGAGCAAAAACGCACACUUCCUUGCUCUCUCACACCCGUACACGGCAAUGGACGUUGCAAAAGCUUAUCUGAAUCAGGUCUUUCGUCUCCACGGAAUGCCUAAAGAUAUUACCAGUGAUCGUGACCCUACGUUUCUAAGCGAGGUGUGGAGGGAGAUGUUUCGGGUACAUGGAGUAAACUUGAAUUACUCAACUGCAUAUCAUCCACAGACAGACGGUCAAACCGAGGUGACUAAUAAGACACUGGAAACGUACCUGCGCUGUAUGACAUCAGAUGCGCCCCACACGUGGAGUGAAUGGUUACCUCUCGCCGAGUGGUGGUACAACACUACAUACCAUAGCGCAAUACACAGCACGCCCUUUGAAGUUAUAUAUGGACAACCUCCUCCAGUCCAUCUUCCUUAUCUUCCUGGGGAAAGCACUUCACCUACAGUCAACAACACUUUACAACGCCGGGAAGAAUUGAUUGAUAUGAUGAAGUUUCAUCUUUUGCGAGCUCAGAAUAGGAUGAAGCAAUACGCAGACUCUCGUCGCUCUGUUCGUGAGUUCGAGAUCGGCAAUUACGUCUACCUCAAGCUUCAACCAUACAGGCAACACUCUCUCAAAGGUCGUCACCUCCCUCACAAGCUUUCACCACGGUUCUAUGGCCCCUUCGAAGUUCAAGAUCGUGUUGGUCCUCUAGCUUACAAACUUCGUCUCCCGCCAGGCGCAGCUAUCCCAUAAUGUCUUCCAUGUCAGUCAGUUGAAGCUCUGUCCAAACCCACCAACUACAACUCCUACUUUGCCACAAUACCUUACUGAUAUUGGCACAGUCAAAGAACCUGCAGCUAUACUUGAGAAGAAAAUGGUGAAACGGCAGAAUAGAGCUGUCACAAAGGUACUGUUUCAUUGGAAGGGGCAAUCUCCAGACAACGCUACUUGGGAAUUUUAUCAAGACUUUGUUGCAAAGCACCCAGAUUUUCCUACUUGAGGACAAGUACGUUUUCAAGGGGGGAGUAUUGUGACAGGGUUAUGUCACGAGUGUUCUAAACCAACGCUAUACCGGUUUUUACUUUAAUAUUGGUUUUAUUUCCUAUUUUCCUUUUAAACGAUUGUUACGUUAAACAUCCUAAACCUUUCUAGGUUAGGAAUCGUUGUUUCUUAUAUAAGGCAUAGCCUUCACAGAGUUUUAAUAAUAAGAAUAUUUUUACAAUCUCUCAAACUCUCCAAUAACUUUCUGUGCAAGCAAUACUAUUAUCAUUACGAUCUCAGGUUCUUCGAGUUGAUCCUUCUACCUCAGUGAUCAUCUUCUAGGUCUGUGCAUCCCCUUUCUUCUAAUCCGCAAGUAGGGUUACUAGCUUGGGACUUACGUUACAGGUUCACUGUCUCAAUCAACUUCCUGAAAUCGGAGCUAGUUGAUGCAUAUAAAGAGGAAGAAUUUUAUUGGCAGCAAAGAUGUAAGGAGAAGUGGGCUACUAAAGGUGACUUGAAUACGAAGUAUUAUCAUGCCUCAGUCAAGUAUAAUAGAGCUAGAAAGCAAAUUACCAAGCUGAGGGAUGAAAAUGGCCAAGAUCAUUUUUCGGAGGAAGCCAAGGGUGAAGUAGCCAGUGAAUACUUUAGAAAUCUGUUCAAGUCUACCAAUGGCGGGGAUUUCUCUCAGU